Molecule: messenger RNA, 1590 nt
Organism: Cryphonectria parasitica EP155
Lineage: Eukaryota; Fungi; Ascomycota; Sordariomycetes; Diaporthales; Cryphonectriaceae
Product: alpha/beta-hydrolase
Exons: 3
Coding region: 1-1590 (529 amino acids)
Source: RefSeq, a predicted model, not a curated record
AUGGAAGCCCACAUAGAACCUCUUCGCCCUCGAAGCGUGGAAGCAUUCCUCGGCAUUCCUUAUGCCAUCCCUCCUGUGGGAGACAGACGGUUCCGGCCAACCCAGCUAUUACCGCCCUCUCCAGAUAGCGUCACCGACGCGUCCAAGUUUGGCCCGGCCGCGCCAGGCAAGCAGCUGAUCCCAGGCGGGCCCAAGCUGGUCUACAGUGAGGACUGCCUCACGGUCAACGUCUUUCGUCAGGCCGGUAGUGUCUCCUCUGGCGAUGACAAAUUGCUGCCUGUCGCCCUGUACGUACACGGCGGCGCCUUCAACCGCGGAACAUCCUGCCAGCACAACACAAGCUCCAUGGUGGCCUGGUCAGAGGAGCCGUUUGUGGCUGUCUCAUUCAAUUACCGAAUUGGCGCGCUGGGUUUUCUGCCGAGCGGGCUGAGCGCCAAAGAGGGUGUACUCAAUCUGGGGUUAAAAGACCAGGCUCUGCUGUUUGAGUGGGUUCAGGAGAACAUCAAGGCAUUUGGCGGUGAUCCAGACAAUGUGACACUGUUUGGUCUCUCUGCUGGUGCGCACUCGAUUGGACAUCAUCUCAUGCACUUCAAGGAGGGUGUGAAGCCUCUGUUCAACCGGGUCAUUAUAGAGUCUGGGGCGUCAACGUCGAGGGCAGUCCGUCCUUAUGACGCCCCCGUUCAUGAGACACAGUUCAAGGACUUUUUAUCUGCAGUAGGCGUCCCUGCCGACCUGCCCGAGGACGAGAUCUUCUCGUUCCUCAGAUCCCUGCCCAGCGAGGUGGUCCAGGACGCUCAGAUCUCCGUUUUCGACAAGUACAAUCCCAGCCUACAAUGGGCAUUCCAGCCCGUCAUUGACGGCGAGGUGAUCCCGUGCCCGCCCCUUGACACGUGGCGCCAGGGUAAAUGGCACAAGGUUCCCAUUAUGACGGGCUUCCAGAGGAACGAGGGCUCUCUGUACGUGGAUAAAGCGAUGAGCCAGUCCCACGAGUUUGUGGAUUUCUUUCGCACGCUGCUCCCGCUGCUAUCGGAGGAGGACCUGCAGACCAUCGACGCCCUCUAUCCGGACCCUGCCACCGUGCCAGACUCCCCAUACAAGGAGGAGAGGGAUGGCGUAGGGGCACAGUAUAAGCGCAUCGAGGCGGCCUACGGGCAUUAUGCCUAUGUCGCUCCUGUGAGACAGACGGCUGAGUGGGCGGCUGACGAUGUACCCGUCUUUCUGUACCAGUGGGCAGCCAUCUCGACCGUCCUAAACGGAGCGCAGCAUGGAGACAACAUGCGAUAUGAGGUGUGUGAUCCCAAAGUCAUGGGCAUCUCGGAGAACCAGGCACAAUUGGCACGGACGAUCAACUCGUAUGUGACCAACUUUAUCACCAAGGGAGACCCCAAUGCCGGAAGUGGUGAUGAUACAAUUUCUAAGCCAGUCUGGCAUAGAUAUCACAAGGAGGCGCCCAAGGCAUUGGUGUUUGGCCUGGGCAAUAAGGAGCUGAUAGGAGGCGAUCUGGGCAAGGCAGCGACCUGCGCGGAGGACUCGUGGGGCAGAAAAGAGAGCGAGUUCUGGUGGAGUAAGACCGAUUUGUCACAGCAAUAA